UCAGCCCCCUGGCUGGCCCGGGCCAAUGGGUGUCCGAGAGAAAGACAGUGACCCGUGCUGCCCGUACAGGACGGGAUCGGGAAUAUGGUCCAGGCCUGGGCUGACGCCGCUACUUAGCGAAUGGCUGAGCGGGACCCGUACCGUGCCUGGGCCGUGAGGGAUGCGGAAGGAACUAUAUGCAAAAUGUCUUCUCGGUGGAGCUGGGUGAUGAAUGCUUUAUAUAUUUCCCUGAGUGUUUGCUCUCUUGGAGUUUCAGGUGGACUUGUACAGUCAUGUGGUUACAUCAUCCCAGAGUCUCCAGUGUUGACCCUUGGCUCCAAUUUUACAGCAUUGUGCAUUCUCAAUGAGAGUUGUCUUGACUUUGGCAAUAUACAUGCCAAUCAGAUUAUUUGGAAAAUCAAAAAUUCUGUAGUGCCUAAAGAACAAUACCAUGUAAUAAACAGAACUGUUUCCAGUGUCACAUUUAGUGACACCUCUACUUUAGCUACUCCUCUGACAUGCAACGUUUUAGCAGAUGGACAGAUUGAGCAGAAUAUCUAUGGAAUUGCAGUUACACUGGGCCUGCCCCCAGAGAAGCCUGAAAAUUUGAGUUGCAUUGUGCAUCAGAUGUCAAAAACUAAAUUUAUUAUGACUUGUACCUGGAAUCCUGGAAGAGAUACAUUCCUAGCCACUGAUUUCCGUUUAAAAUCUCAAUGGCCACUAGAAACCUUGCCUGACUGCGAACCACAAGGUGUAAAUAACUCUUGUGGCAUUUCCAAUGUUCAGUUUUUUGUCAACCUGGAGGUCUGGGUGGAAGCUAACAAUGCCCUUGGGAAGGCUGAAUCUGAGCACGUUGAUUUUGAUCCUGUGGACAUUGUGAAACCUCUACCUCCACACAACUUAGCAGUCAAUUCAGGAGAAUUACCCACUGUCUUGAAACUGUCAUGGGAGAACCAAAUUUCACUUGUUGAGAUGGAGCUGAAAUUUAAUAUUCGAUACAGGAUCAGUGACAGCCCAGACUGGAUGGAGGUUCCUCCUGAAGAUACAGCUUCACACAGAACUUCAUUCACUGUUCAGUCCCUUAAGCCUUAUACAAAGUAUGUGUUUUCACUUCGUUGUAUGAAGAAAGAUGGGUUGGGCUACUGGAGUGACUGGAGUAAAGAAAAGAGUGGGGUCACAUCUGAAGCUAAACCAUCUAAGGGACCACCUCUAUGGAGGAAGAUUGGCAUAUCUCACUCUCCAAACUUCUGGACUGUGCAUCUGAUAUGGAAGGAAUUGGAUCGUUCUGAAGCCAAUGGAAUAAUCUUAAGAUACGAAGUGACUGUCAGAGCAAGACCCCCUCUGUCACGUGCAUCUGAAAAAUACAGUGUUAAUAGCACAAACCUGACUUUAAAUUUAACAAAUGGAACAUAUGAUGUGACAGUAACUGCUCAUAACAGGAUUGGUGGAUCUCCCCCAUCGGUUUUGCUUAUUCCAGCAAGUAACUCAAAAGCUUCUGUGAAAGAUAUUAAAGCAUUUCCUAAAGAUGGCAAGCUCUGGGUAGAGUGGACGGCUCCUGACAAUAGCGUGGUUAAAUAUGUGAUUGAAUGGUGCAUGGUGUCCGACAGCUCGAACUGCACCGCAGAAUGGCAGCAGGAACUUGGUACUUCUCAAGGCACAUUUUUAAAAGGAGAUAUAAAGCCAUUCAAGUGUUAUUUGAUAACUGUUCAUCCAUUGUAUAAUAAUGGUCAAGGAAAUGGACAAUCUACAAAGGCAUAUCUUCAGCAAAGAAGGCCUGCAAGAGGACCCACUGUUCAGACAAAAAAAGUAGGAAAAGCUGAAGCCGUUUUAGUAUGGAAACCUCUUUCAGUGGAUGAGCAAAAUGGGUUUAUCAAAUAUUACACUAUAUUAUACAGAACUAUCAGUGGCAAUGAAACAGCUGUGAAAGUGGACCCUUCAAAAACAGAAUAUACCCUCUCCUCCUUAUCCAGUGACACUUUAUAUAUGGUGAAGAUGGAGGCACAUACAGAUGAAGGAGGCACAAGUGGUCCUGUAUUUACAUUUACUACACAAAAGUUUGGAAAAGGAGAAAUAGAAGCCAUAGUUGUACCUGUGUGUCUGGCAUUCCUGUUGUCCAUCCUUCUGGGAGUAUUGUUCUGCUUUAACAAACGGGACUUAAUUAAAAAGCAUAUCUGGCCUAAUGUUCCUGAUCCUUCCAAAAGUAAUAUUGCUCAGUGGUCCCCUCAAACUCCAACUAAGCACAAUUUUAGUUCUAAAGAUCAGAUGUAUCCAGAAGGCAGCUUUACUGAUGUAAGCGUGGUUGAAAUAGAAGCAGAUGACAAGAAGUCCGUUUCAGAGCAGGAUCUAAAACCCUUCAACUUGCUUAAAAAGGAAAAAAAUACUUCAGAGGGGCACAGCAGUGGUAUUGGAGGAUCCUCAUGCAUGUCUUCUCCUAGGCAAAGUGUUUCCGACAGUGAUGAGAGUGAAUCUGCACAAAACACUUCAAGCACUGUACAGUAUUCAACUGUAGUACUCAAUGGCUACAGAGACCAAAUUCCUUCUGUUCAAGUCUUUUCAAGGUCUGAAUCCACCCAGCCGCUGCUAGAUUCAGAAGAGAAACCAGAAGAUAACCCAGGAGGAGGUGAAAGUGCAGCUCCAAGGCAGCAGUAUUUCAAACAAAAUAGUAGUCAAGAUGAAACCAAUACAGAUGGGUCAUAUUUUGAAAGAGCAAAGCAAGUUACUCCUCCAAUAAACGAGGAGGAUCUUGUUGGACUUGCACAACUACAGAUUUCUGGUCACAGUUCACAGCUGUGUGGCUCUGGGCCAGAGAAAAAUAAACCUGAAUCUGCUUUGGCAGAUGCGUUCAGCCCCAGUACUGAGGGACAGAUUCUGAGACUGGAAACGAUGGGGAUAAACACAGCAACAGUUGAUGAGAUACCAAAAAGUUACAUGCCACAAACUGUAAGGCAAGGGGGCUAUAUCCCCCAGUGAAAGGAGAGAGACUGGCUCUGUUAGGCCUUCAGUAGUGCCUGAUCCAUUUUUUUCCCCUGUAUUUCUGAUGAGUUAAGCUAAGUAUUUUUAUCUGAUUUCAGAUAAAAAUAUUCAGAUUCAUUUAGUGAAGAGAAUUUGAUGGAGGGUACAUGAGUACUAUAUUUCAUUGGGAUAUUUCCAGUCCAGAAUUACUGGAGAUCCUCCUAUAAGCACUACAUAGAUUCUCUUAUUUGUCUGAAUAAUUGAACAGGCCUUUGUGCUGCCUUGCAGUUUUGUUUCUUUGUAAUGUCACAUUUAAACAUGAUUUAUUGAAAGUAGCAAGUUUUAUUUUGUUACAGAGGCCAAGGGGCAUCUAAGAGAAAAAUACCAGGAGCCCUCUGGCUCCGCUCCAGCUCCAGGUAAAAACCUACAGCUCCACUGCUCCAGAGCUGCUCCGCGCUCCAGCUCCGGGCUCCGUUCCAAAGCCCUGCUUCUGGCAGUGCAUGAUAUUAAGAUGCCUACUUUGGCUAAGCUUGAUUAGACCAGAGUGUGUUCCUCCAAAAGUAAAAAAUGAAAGUACAGUAUUAUAUAUUUUUAAGAUGUUAUCCAAUGACCAAACAAUUUCGGCCCACAUUCAUCCCUGACUAACUCUAUUGACUUCAGUGGAAUUAUAGAAGGGAUGAAUUUGGCCCAAUAUUUCUAAUGUAAUAGCAUCAAACUAAUGUCUCAAAAUAUUUCAGGCCUCAUAUAAAGAACUGUAAAACAAAGGUCUGAAGUACUUGGCACAAAUUGCAAUCAAAAUGCCAUCACUGCUUAACUCUCUAUGAAUGCUAGUGUAGUCAUCAGCAUUCUGCCUGCCUCUCUCUCUCUCUCUCUCUCUCUCUCUCUCUAAUAUAUGUAUACACACAUUUUAUAUAUACUCACCCGUAUAUAGACACUAGGCAUAAAAACUACCUACCUUGUAAUCUGAGCCAAAUGCAUGGCAAUUUAAAUUUUCAUAUUUAGCAUUAAAAACUUUGAAGGAAAAUGUAGGUAAGAACAACUCCCCUGUAGGCGAAUUGAAGUGUUUAUUUAAAAAUGAAUAUCUGUUUAUCUCAAAUCCCUGACUAACCAUACCAUAUAUCUUUGUUUUAGAAUUCGCCUGUUUAUCAUACAAGGUUUGGGUGGGGAAAGGCAAGAAUUAAUAAAAUGUAAUAUUCUAAAGUGAAUUAGCAUGUGUAGGUUUAGCUUUUACAAAUGUUUUAGAAGAAAAAUACUUCUUCCUUUUUGGUCUGCUGCCAAUUCUGGGAUUCUAUGAUUUCCUUGCUACAGUGUAAUGAGCUCACCGAAACCAAAAGUGGCAUAAGGAAAACCAUUCCUUGCUGUAGUAAGGCACUGAUAUUGCUGAUACUUCAGGGAAAAAUCUAGAACCCUGAACUUGGAAGUUGACAGGUAAAACAUCCUUCCAUUUUUCAUUAUGAGCCUGUAAGCAAAAUAUCUAUAUCCUGCUGCUACAAUUCUGGACACCUACCUCCUUUUCCAGUCUUCUCCUUUCCAAUUCUCACAUCCUAGAGAGGAUACAGUUCCUGAAGACAACAAUCUUUGAUAUCCUUUCUUAUAGAUCUUGUUACUCAGAUGAAGGUUUUUUUAAGUUUUCACAGAUGCCAUCCGAUCAGCUUUACAAAGUUAUCUUCUUGUAGCUGUAUCUGAACCUAGUCCAUUUAGUUUUCCAGUCUGGUAUUAAUAAGUCAUGAGCAUCUCUAAGUCUUUGAUUCUCAGGUAAUUCAGAAACACUACAGGCUGUGUUAGGAAAAAUAAAACCUCAUUUUAUAUUUAACAAAAUAAUUAUUUUUUUUUCACAAGAUCGCUGUACAUAAAGAUUCAUCUUCCUGUAGGUCCCCAAAUGCAGUGGUUCCCAACUGUGGCCCAUAUACCACUGGUCUGCAGAAUACUUGCUGGUGGGAUGUGGAGAGCUGGCUGGUCACAUAGUUCUAACUUUGCUCAUCUCCACCUGUUAAUUCACGUUGAAGGGCAAGUUAAAAUUUACCUAACUCUCCAUGUUAGUAGUUGCUAUCAUUGCCACAGGGAAGUUACACAGUAAUGUUAAUGAGAGUGGUGACAUGGUCCAUGAGACUCUCUUUAAGAUGCAUUCUACACUGUGGAAACUUUAAGACAUCUGUACUAGGAUAUCUGGAAAAGCUUUGUUUUAUUCACUUAUGCAAAAUUCCUUAUCCUACUGACAUGUUUCUCUCAGUAAUAAUGUAUCAUAUUUUUGGUACCCAGAAAUUUAAGCGUUGCUGUAUUGCUGUUGCAGCACGCUCUGAUUUUGUUGCUUUUCAGAAACUCCUCCAUAACAUUUCAGUUGGUUGGUCUGCCCAUCUUGAAUUUUUUUUUCUGGGGACAAGGACCCAACAGUAUCCAAUAAGCCUUCAGAACUCCCCAGAUGAUGUAAAUCUGCAGUAUGAAUCAUAGUACUCCAAAGGCCAAACUGUACCCCUUUACUAGAACACAUCUUUGUAGCACAUAAAUUAGAAUUUAGGAACUAAUUUCUUCAUCUGGUAUGUGUGGAAGAAGUGCCCAUUUCCAAAAGGUCCUGUGAAGCUUGCAGUGGAAGCUGUAUAUUCUGUUUUGAAGGUUUCCCUAGGUAAAGUACACGUAGGCCAAAAAGACGAAUCAAACGAACCCUGAAAAUAUGUGUAUUAAGAACCUCAGCAUCCACAUUCUUAACGCUGCAGCCUUUGUGCUCUUGUCCCAUUCACUUCUACUGAGACUUAACCAAUUAGGUUGCUGGUUUCUGACUUUCACAAACACUAGUGUUUAGAGACCUGAUGUCUUCAGAUACAGUUUUAGGAGCUCUUUCCUCAAGCCAGUGAUACAGGCUCUUUAUUUUUAAAGGAUGAGAGUGGAUGACCAUUUACUCUUAACAUUGCAAUCAUGCUCUGAUUUACGUAAAUGGAAGCCAUUUCAGACUCGUUGUUUUAAAUCCCAGCUCACCUCCCGCCACAAUUAAAUGUAAUGUCAGAAGAAAAGAGAAUCCUAUUUUUAAGAGGAGCACCCAGCAGUGAUCGUUCUGAUCUAGUACUGGUGGUAUCUUAUCUUCAGCAUUACUACAGAUAAAUAGGAGCAGUCUUGUUGUAUGAAAGACAAUCCCAUCUUCCCCCUCCCCCCCCCCCCCGGAACCAAAGCUCUGUAUUUCUCAUUCCUAUUUAAAUUUCAGUAUUUAGACUGAUGCAGAAGAUAAAAAUAAAAGGAAAAGGUUGUAAAUCCACAUUUAUGUAGAUGAACUCAUUAUAAAAUUCACAACAGGUAAAAGCAAUGAGCAAUUACAGCCUGGUCAUGAAAUUUUUGUCUGUGCCAAAAUUGUACACUGUGCAGUGUUCAGCUUUUGACCUGAAAUAGUUAACUUUAAUUUUGUACUUUUAAGUCUGGAAAGUACCCUUACACUUAAUUUUAUAUUGGACACUGUAUCUUGCAAGCAGUUUUUUAAAUGUGGAUGUGUAUUAACAGUCUCUACCUAGUCUUCUGACUAUUACUAUACAUACAAAGGCAGACUUUUUUUUUUUUUUUUACUAUGGUGCACUUUAAGAAAAAAUAAAGGCAUUAUUAAAAUAAAACUACAUUUAACACUGACAUUGCUGUGUGCCCAUUUUGAUGAAUUGCCAAGACUGGCAUGCCUCAGAUGGGAAAGUAGAAAUCUUGUAUGUUGUUUGUUCAACAGCAGGGAAGAUGGAGAGUUAAGAAUAGGCAUCUUUUGUGCACCAGCCCACUUUGAAUGUCUGCGCAAUGCAAAUUAGCUAGUUGCUUGUCUCUCUAUUCCUACAACUAUAAAUGUUUUUUUUUAAUACCAUACUAUAAAUGAACCGUGGCUUGGUAAUAUUCUGUCCAGCUGGGAUCUGUUGGUGGUCCUUUGUCUAAAUAGUCAACCCAGACAAAGCCCCAAUCCUUGACAGUGGAGGCAGCAGAGUAGAAGUGGCUUUAAGCCUCCUUUUGUUCCUCAGUCUUGGGCUGGCUGUGCACCAUUCUAGGUGCCUGGCAUAAGUUACAGCAGCCUGAGGAUCACACUAAGGUUGAUUGUCAGGGGUGGCUGAGACAUUGGAGUGUGUGGCAGGGGAUUUCGUAUUUUGGCAUUUGGGAGAGGGCUGGCACAGGGGUGGUUAUAUGAGUUAUUCAGCACCAGUGGACCCCACUGCAGUUUGCGUGGAAGUGAGUCUAUACCUAUGGCUGGGUAUAGAGUCCUGCAUUAGCAGCACAGUUGAGGGUUGAAACCUAAAUCAGCCUUUUGGUGUGUGAAUAUCAUGUGCCUGAUGAUGCAAGCCCUCUUGUUGACUUCAGUAAUAGCUGUCAUGCAGCUCUCUUGUGGGUACAGAGCCCAAAUCAUUGUCUGUGUUCUUAUACCAUUCACAUCAUUGCAGUGCCUGAACCCUAUUGACUUAACCAAAAAUAGGUUCCCAAACUGUUUAUGGUCCAUGGAGACCUGACUGAACAUGUGGUGCUCUUCCUUGUUUCUAGUUAUUUAAUUGCAUUAAAAAAGGCUAAAGUAAAUUUCCUGAUGAUAUUAUCUUUCCGUAUAAUCAGUUGCUUGCUGUUGCUGCAUUGGGACUGUCUGCCCUGUGAACUCCGUUCCUCCCAAUCUCUUUGCUAAAAUGUGCUCCAUCCUAACGGACAAACAUUUUGACAACCUUGUCUUAACCAUUUAUGUCUAACUUUACUACUGCACCAAAAGUAAAUUUGACACUAAAAAUGCUGCUAUUUCAGUUUUCAUUGGCUAUAAUAAACUUGCAAUUCAUUUUAAAUAUAACAAAAUGCAUUGCUGAAGUCCCUAUUUUAGGCAUCAUCCCAUUUCAAUUAAGGGCCAAGCAGAAACUUACAUUUUCUCAGAAACUUGGUUCAUGAAUCAGAAAACUGCACUUUGUGGGGUGUGGGGGAGGGACGGGAAGAGUUUUUGAAGCCAGAGUAAAUCUUGGCUGUGUGCUCAAAACAAUAAAAUAAGUAGAAAAGGUGAAGCUAUUGUUCUACAAACUUAUUCUCAAUAUUUGCUCCCUCAUUGCUUUUGCAGGCUAAAGCAUUCUUUAAGGGAAAGUAAGGAUUCUCCAUUUUCAUUGUAUUGAAUCUAAUCUAAAAGUAGUUUAAACAUGUUUGUUCUUGAGAAGCUGAUACUAUGUGAGGGCCCAAUCUCAAAGGGUGCUGAGCCUCAUCUCCUGUUGACUUUAGCUUCGGCUGUUACUAACACAGCCUGGAGCUCUUAGCAAUUUCACAUUUGCUUUAAAGAGAUCUUUGUACAUAAGGAAUGCAAUAAAAGCAUCAGUACUUUAGAAACACAUUUCUUCUGCAAUGGAUUGAAUAUAAGUAGAUAACACUAGAGCUGUGAUAACGAUAAUGAUCAGAACAAUUUGACUUCCAUCUUGUUUUAUGGACUCGGAUGUCUUCCAGGCAGUGCACUACCUGUAACGGUUACAUUUCUUUGUUGACAGUUACAAACGUACUGGCUUUUAAAGCAGUAAAUGAGCAGCCUUUGCUAUUUUGUUUCAGAUCACACCUCUUUUUUUAUCUUUUCCGUAUCAAAACUUAUUGCUUAACUAUUGCACUGUCAAAGUGCAACUUGGGUUUGUUUUUCAUUUUUGUUUUAAGUUAAAUAGUAACAGGUGCUACACCUACCCCUUAAAUCUUUGUAGUCACAUUUUCCUAAUUAUAAAAUAUUUUUCUGAAUGUGUGGAAAAAUGCAAUAAAAGUGGAAACUGUGAACCUGAGCAUGCAAAGUAUUUUUUUUCAGCUUUAGUGCUCUUCAUUGUUUAAAAUCAAAUGAUUUUUUAAAGGUUAUUCCUUUUAAGCAUGCUGUCUGUCCUCUGUCAGGUAGAUAGGAAGGGAGUGCAUUUCAAAUCUAGGUGUGAAAGCGCGUGCACAAUAAUUGUGCAUCUCUGUACUCAGUGCAGCAAAAAUUUAGCCUAAAAUAUUGAUAUGGCAAUGAGUUACUAAGUAAUAAACUGACUAACAUUUUCUUAUUGGGUUCCAGAGGCAAGACUUCUAAAUAUUAAAUACUGUGACUAUACAGGCAUAGGCCACAGACGCUUUCUUGUUAAUGAAAAUGUCCAAUGCAGUUUCAAGACAUCUGUAACAUUUGACAGUGAAUGUAAAUACCAAAUGGAGUUUAAUACUGUUUGUAUAUUCAGAGUAAUUAGGGCUUGCAAAACUAAUAUUGAUUUUGUAUGCCAGCUCUAAACAAUUCACAUAUAACCAGAUUUAAACUCGCAAGUGCUGCUUAAGCCUCCUCUAUAUAGAAACAUGUUGAAAUCGCAUUCCAGUAUUAAUCCUUUUGCAAGCUGCUGUAUGUUUAUUGUUAUGUAAGUGUUGUGAAUUGUGCUGUCAACAAUUUUUAUUGUAACCUUGAAUGUCUGUCUCCUCUUUACUGUAUUGUACCUGAACGUUGCUUUUCUAUCAACUAUAUUUUAUAAAGUUAAAAAAAAAAUCCCAAACCUGC
Molecule: messenger RNA, 9382 nt
Organism: Chrysemys picta bellii (western painted turtle)
Lineage: Eukaryota; Metazoa; Chordata; Testudines; Emydidae
Gene: IL6ST
Product: interleukin 6 cytokine family signal transducer
Biological process (GO): cytokine-mediated signaling pathway
Cellular component (GO): membrane; external side of plasma membrane; signaling receptor complex
Molecular function (GO): interleukin-6 binding; interleukin-6 receptor activity
Source: RefSeq, a predicted model, not a curated record